This is a messenger RNA of Dibothriocephalus latus, 369 nucleotides long. NCBI's taxonomy places the organism in Eukaryota, Metazoa, Platyhelminthes, Cestoda, Diphyllobothriidea, Diphyllobothriidae. The record is from the annotation of a GenBank genome assembly.
GGAAUAUAUCGUCGUGACGAUGACCAGCCAUUUCAGACCACUCCGCUAUCACCAACAGCGGCAUAUUAUGACCAACAGGAGGACUGGGCCAACGUGCCAAGAGCUAUACGGCGUACUCCAGCUGCAUACACAGAGUACUCUGAAAACCAUCCGCCUCCAGAACGACCAAGCGUGUAUCAUCGACGCGACUUCCGUUCCUAUGCUGAAAAUCAACUGGGCGAAGUCAUGGAGGCCCUGGUCUCCUGUGCCCGUCACAAACCCAGAGGGAGUCGGCCCUACGAUCCUUGGGGUUUUGAACCAGAGUCUCCACCACCGGAGAUGUUACUGAACACUGCCCGGGCAGCCCGAGGUUGGUUCUUUGUUUUUUAG